Achroia grisella is the source of this 1823-nucleotide messenger RNA. It is a transcript of the gene Atg3, whose product is annotated as ubiquitin-like-conjugating enzyme ATG3. Gene Ontology annotation, cellular component: cytoplasmic ubiquitin ligase complex; cytosol. Lineage: Eukaryota; Metazoa; Arthropoda; Insecta; Lepidoptera; Pyralidae. The record is from RefSeq and is a predicted model, not a curated record. Bases 137 to 1114 code for a protein of 325 amino acids. The transcript is spliced from 7 exons. Gene Ontology annotation, molecular function: Atg8-family ligase activity. Gene Ontology annotation, biological process: autophagosome assembly; nucleophagy; autophagy of mitochondrion.
GUCAUGCUCUUCGCAGUUUCAAUCAAUUUUAAAUAAAUUAUAAUUCCUUUGUUUAAAAAUCCAAUAUUUAAAUAUUCUUAUAUUGCUUCCUUAAUUUAAAAAUAUUAAUAUAAGAACUUCUAAGUAGUUUUAAAAAAUGCAGAGUGUGAUAAACACAGUAAAGGGCACUGCACUCGGAGUGGCCGGUUAUUUGACGCCUGUACUCAAGGAGUCAAAAUUCCAUGAGACAGGAGUGCUGACUCCUGAAGAAUUUGUGGCAGCUGGAGACCACCUAGUACACCAUUGCCCUACAUGGCAAUGGGCUAAGGGUGAGGAGGCAAAGAUCAGACCCUACCUCCCAAAUGAUAAACAGUUCCUGAUUACCAGAAAUGUGCCAUGUUAUCGGAGGUGUAAACAGAUUGAAUAUUGUGAAGACAAAGAGAAAGUAAUUGAGUCUGAACAUGAUGAGGACGGUGGAUGGGUGGAUACUCACCAUUAUGACACUCCCGGAUCGCCUGCUCUUGAGGAGAAGGUUUGUGAAAUGACUUUAGAAGCCGCAGACACGGGGGACAGUGAUGGUGAGGGUGCUGCUGCGGAUAAUGAUGAUGACGACGACGAUGAUGAUGAUGACGGUGAAGCCGAGGAUAUGGAACAAUUCCAAGAGUCAGGCCUACUUGAUGAAGUGGAUCCAUCAACAGAUCUGGCGCCGCGGAAGGAACCCAAGCCGAAAGCGGAACGGAAGUGGAAACAAGGGGAAGGUGACGAAAUCGUGCGCACGCGCACGUACGAUCUGCACAUCACGUACGACAAAUACUACCAGACGCCGCGGCUCUGGCUUAUUGGGUAUGACGAGAACCGGACAUUGCUGAGCGUAGAACAUAUGUAUGAGGAUGUCUCACAAGACCAUGCUAAGAAGACAGUCACAAUGGAGUCCCAUCCGCACCUCUCUGGACCUAGCAUGGCAUCCGUACACCCGUGCCGACAUGCGGAAGUGAUGAAGAAAAUAAUAGAGACAGUAACAGAAAGUGGCGGCGAGAUGGGUGUGCAUUCGUAUCUAAUAGUGUUCCUCAAGUUCGUACAGACGGUCAUCCCGACCAUAGAGUAUGACUUCACACAGAACUUCUCUAUCAACUAAAUAAAUCUCUAUGGUUUAGUUCUAUAUAUAUUCAGGCGGAGUGCCCGUCGGAUUUGGACAGCUAAUUAAUUAUGGGUGCUUUUUAGACGCUCGAGGUAUCAAUUGUAAGAUUUGUUAUCAGUGGCAUAUAUUUUUUUAAUCGCCUACCAAAUUUAUAUGUGUACAUUUGCUGUAUGUGUAUAUAGUGGUAACAGUGUUGCUAUGAACAGUACGGUGUGAGCAGGAUAACAAACGACUGAGUAUUGUACUCAAGAAUCUUAAAACUCAAACAGAUAUUUUAAUGCCAAUAUCGUUUUGAAGUUGUAAUUAACUCGAAUAAUCAUUCCUGUUGUUUUCUCUUUCUUACACACACAAACACGCACAUUUACGCACUCACGCGCACGCACGCACUCCAUACCAUUAUGUCUCGUUUGGGCGUGAUGUUAUAACUGCCAGCCAGUCAUAUGUAUACACGCGCACCGACAUGCACACACAUAUAAACACACCUACACGCAUGCAUGCACACCCGCAUGCACGCACAGGAUACCAUCUUGUCUUAGUUAGGUGUGACGUCAUAACUGCCAGUAUCAACUAUCGAUGGCAGUGACGUCAUUCAUCCCAGUUUCACAAGUAAUAACAGUCAAUUGUGUUAGCAUACAUACGUCAUACAUAUACUUAUGUGUUCAGUUAACAAAUUGAGAAGUGUACAUCCUUAUAGAUUAUUUGAUAU